Molecule: messenger RNA, 2014 nt
Organism: Photinus pyralis (common eastern firefly)
Lineage: Eukaryota; Metazoa; Arthropoda; Insecta; Coleoptera; Lampyridae
Product: trichohyalin-like
Exons: 2
Coding region: 100-1722 (540 amino acids)
Source: RefSeq, a predicted model, not a curated record
AUCAGUCAGUUUUCGUGUUUCUACCAGAACGUUUCCAACCAAGACAAGCCAUACAAGUCACUGAGGUACAGCUGAAAUUUUCUUUUUUGACCAACCAACAUGCAUCCGGUUAAACGCAAAUUUGUCACCAGUACGUUUCUGCUAAUAUUUUUUUAUUUUCCAAAAUCCAUCAACGGAGAUAUUGAGAGCGGCCCAUGCGAUGCAAAAAACGCAUGUGUCAAGCACGAUAAACUUCAAAGUAAAAUUUUCUUUGAGCCACAACUUUUGGAACGAGAGACUCGUAUGGUGAACGUUAGAAACCGAGUUGGUAGCGAAAAACUCGUCAACAAUCGGCGAAUCGUCGACAGUGACUCCCGCAUUUCCGACGAUCUACAGUCCCGAAAUUUCGACUUUCCCAGAUUGUCCAGAAGUAGUCGCACUUUGAGUCAUGGAGAACGCACAAAUGAGCGCAACGUUCCAGAAAAUCAAAGCCGUCGUGAUUUUCAAGUUAGAGCUUCCAUCAAUCGCGAUACGCGAAGUUCCAGAAGGGCCUUAGUGGAUAACCUAGAUCGCGAAUCGCGAAGUGGAGAAUCCAGGUUUCGCGACUCACGAGACAUAAGACUGAUUGAAACGUCAAAUAGAAUGGGCGAAGAUACACGAAGAGUCGUCGUUGGAGAACGACGGGAUUCACGAAUACGCAAUUCUCGAGACCGACAGGCACGGAUCUUAGAAAGAACUUCGCCCGAGCGGGAAACGCGUUUGACAAGGACCAAUGCUGAAUCAGAUAUCAGAUUGACUCACCGAGUAGAACGCCGUAAUUCCGAACAACUACGCGAUAAUUCUCGACGAGUACGAUCAGUGGAGUUGCGCCUUACUCCUCCAAGUGUAAGGUUAACCGAACGAGUAGAACGGCGCAAUGCUCAGCGCGAAGUUAACGGAAGAGAAUCACAAAUUGACCAACGCACAAUUAACCGGGAAUCACGUGGACGAAACGUAAGGUUGAGUGAACGAGUGAAUCGACAAAAUUUAGAGCGAGUCUCGCGACAGACGAACAAUAGGAAACGGGAGGAGCGCGAACGUAAUGAAGUCCGUUCUCGAGUGAAUGAAAACUCCAUGCAAUCGCGCAAAUUCCGUGCCGAUCGCGAUAGCACAGAGCGGCUUGCUGAUGAUCGAGAUAGGCGAUCGGUACGAAACGAGCGUGCAACGGAAGACCGUUCAAGAGAGCGCUCAGCUGAUAAUCGGGAUAGGCGACUAGUGCGUGACGAACGUGUAGCGAAACACCGUUCAAGAGAGCGCUCAGCUGAAUUUCGUAGAACCACCCGAAAUUUGGAUGAACGCAACACGGUCCUUCGUUCUCGAGAACGCCGUUUAGGAGAAGAUCGCCGCACUGUCCAAACUGAUCGGCGCAUUGUCGAACAGGAAAGGCGCACAACUGAACGACGAAUUUCGGACAUCAGCAACCGUCGACAAAACACACGCGAAACUAGACUAUCUUCAGAGGACUCAGUGGACAUCAACAACAACAUACGAGUAACAGACCGACGAGCAUUAGAUGACUCGCCUCGCGGCCACCACCCAGCCGCCGCCACUUACGACAACUACGCCUCGAAAUGGUCCAACUUACUCACCACCACAUUUGGCAUUUUAAUUCUAAUACAAAUUGUAACAACAUCCAACACCAAAAAAUAUGGAAUUCCCAAAAUUACUAGUUUCCUACACGGCGUCAAAGAGAAGGUAUAUUAAAGGCUGUAACACAACAAUAAGUAAAUGAUUUGCCCGCCACACAUCAAGGUCUUGUAAAUUUAUUUUUCUAUUAGUAGAGCAAUACGCCCAUAGUAAAAUUCACCAACCGUGUUCUUCAAUUGCAUUUUCACGAGAGAAAUUGGGAUAGGCACAUUCAUGCAAUUAAAGAACAUCGUCAUCAUAGUAUUAUACAUUGUUGUAUUUAAUAUAGAUAUACGUAGGUAAUACUGUUAAAAUCAUGUAGUCUCAAAAGUUUAUGAUUGAUGUCGUGAAUAAAGCAUAGACAAAAAUU